AGGAUGAGAGAGGUGACAGGAACUCCGCCGUCAUGACAACAAUCCGAUUACAUUGAGACACUUAUCUGUGCAGGCUAUUUAUGCGCAUACCAGCAGUGCUUAGGAACAAGACCCACUUAGAAGAACCGUCGCAUGAACAAGGGGUAUUUAUUUGUAUUUUUAUACUAAUUGUAAUAGAACUAAAGAGAAAGUAUUUAUUGAGCAACAUUGCAACUUUUCUUUGAGCUAGCCUACCUAUGUAUGGAGGAAUUAUCUGUGGACAUUUAGCUAUCAAGUGGAGGACACUGCGCGCAAGAAAAGGUUGCCAAAUUUUAAGGAUUUAAUCAAAUGCAUAUUGUUGAUUCGAAGUUUUCUUUUGAACAGUAAUCAUGUCAAAUGUACGCAUCAGGCUAUAUUUAUGUUGGGAUUUAGCUUGCAUUCGCGCGUUUCGACGGGCUGCAGAAUAGGCUGACCAAAAUAGGCAUAGGCCGAUUUUUUUUUACUGUCGUCUUGUUCCUUGAGGCAAGUUCUGAAAAACAUAUAUAGAAAUCUAGUUUCUGUUUUUUAUAUUGGAAGAAAAAGAGACUGUGCUCAUCCUCUGUCAUUCAGGGGCUGAUGAAGGUAACCUACAUGGUGUAAAGAUGGAUACUAGUCCUACAAGAAGUAUUGAUGGACAGACAGGUGUGGGGGAGAGCCCUGCCCGCAAUGGGGAGUCCAGGUACCGAGGCAGCACCAGGGGCAGCUUCCACGCAGUUGCCACAUGGAGCUCAUCCUCCCAGUCCUCCCAAAAGGAAGAUCUAGGGAGCAAUGUUAGUAAGAGACUUAAUUCUAUUGUCAACUCCCAAUACAAUGACCAUCACAGCACCACAGCAGAUCCCAAGGGCCAACUGUGGGUGUCAGCAGAACCUGACACAACCACCACCAAUACCGCCACUACCACAUUCUCCAAAGGAGCAGAAGUCAUCACUUCUACUCAGGCCUCAGAGACGGAGGAGAAUGACCAUGUGGACCAGUCCACCUACUUUCAGAGGCAGUUUGGGGCGCUGCUCCAGCCAGGGGUCAACAAGUUCUCCCUGCGCAUGUUUGGUAGUCACAAGGGCGUGGCAGCGGAGCAGGCCAGGGUCAAAUCCUUUGGAGUGUGGAUCAUCCACCCCUACAGUGACUUCAGGUUCUAUUGGGACAUUGUGAUGCUACUCCUGAUGAUGUGCAACCUGGUCAUCCUCCCCUGGGGCAUCACCUUCUUUGAAGACCAGAAAACUUUGCCCUGGAUCUCGUUCAACGUCAUCUCUGACACCUGCUUCCUGGUCGACCUGGUCCUCAACUUCCGCACGGGCGUCCUAGAGGGAGACGACCAGAUCAUCCUGGACCCCAAGGUGAUCCGUAUGCGUUAUCUGAAGACUUGGUUCGUGGUGGACUUCAUCUCCUCCAUCCCAAUGGACUACAUCUUCCUGAUAGUGGACCUGGAGGCCCAGAUGGAGGCUUCGGAUGUGUACCGCACAGCCCGUGCUCUCCGUAUCGUCCGCUUCACCAAGAUCCUCAGCCUGCUGCGCCUCCUGAGACUGUCCCGCUUCAUCCGCUACAUCCAUCAGUGGGAGGAGAUAUUCCACAUGACCUAUGACCUGGCCAGUGCUGUUGUGCGUAUAGUAAACCUGAUUGGUAUGAUGCUACUGCUGUGCCAUUGGGACGGCUGCAUGCAAUUCAUGGUGCCCAUGUUGCAGGAUUUCCCACCAGAUUGCUGGGUUACCAAGAACAACAUGGUGAAUUCCACAUGGCAUUUACAGUACUCAUAUGCCCUGUUCAUGGCAAUGAGUCACAUGUUGUGUAUAGGAUAUGGUGCCCAGGCUCCCGAGGGCAUGACGGACGUAUGGCUGACUAUCAUGAGUAUGAUUGUGGGUGCCACCUGCUAUGCCAUGUUUCUGGGCCAUGCCGCCAACCUGGUUCAGUCCAUAGACGCCUCCCGACGACAGUAUCAAGAUAAGUAUAAGCAGGUGGAGCAGUACAUGUCAUUCCAUAAGCUGCCGGCGGACGUGAGGCAGAGGAUCCAUGAGUACUAUGAGAUUCGCUUCCAGGGCAAGAUGUUUGACGAAGACAGUAUUCUGGGAGAACUCAGCGACCCGCUCAAGGAGGAAAUUGUGAGCUUCAACUGCCGUGGGUUGGUAGCCAACAUGCCACUGUUUGCCAAUACAGAUCCUCAUUUUGUAACAGUGAUUUUGACCAAGCUGCGCUUUGAGGUCUUUCAGCCUAAUGACUUCAUCAUACGGGAGGGAACACUGGGGCGGAAGAUGUACUUUGUCCAACACGGCUGUGUUACCGUGCUCCCCCGCGGAAAAAAAGAGAUACAGCUUAGCGAUGGAGCCUACUUUGGGGAGAUCUGCCUGCUGACCCGUGGACGUCGGACGGCAAGCGUGAGGGCUGAUACGUACUGCCGCCUCUACUCCCUGAGUGUGGACAGCUUCAACGAGGUCCUGGAGGAGCACCCGCUGAUGAGGAGGGCCUUUGAGAGCGUGGCUGUGGACCGUCUGGACCGGGUACAGGGGCGAGAACCCUUCAUGAGCUUCUCCGCAGACUGAAUGACACUUAUGGGCUCAUAGAGAAGAGUUGACACAGGCAGCACAGUGGAAACCUAUGUGACAAGAUGGAGGGCAUUCAACUGACAAAAAUCUGACAGUCAAUGGACAUGUUGCUCCUGUUUUUAGUUUGGGAACCUACUUAUAGAAAGUUAUGCUUCAAAUAUGUUUAUUAAGAAGCAUAUUACAAUGGAAACAAGUGUAUAAACAUAUCAAUGAGCUUCCCUUUUUAACAGAUAAAAUAACAGUAAUGUACAUCAAAACAAAAUAUUAAAUAAAAAUUAAUAGUACCCCCCUCUUCACACCCAGUCCUCCACAUACAGUGCAUUUGGAAAGUAUUUAGACCUCUUGAAUUUUUCCACAUUUUGUUACGUUACAGCCUUAUUCUAAAAUGGAUUAAAUAGGUUUUUUCCUCAUCAAUCUACACACAAUACCGCAUAAUGACAAAGAAAAAACAGGGUAUUCAGUCCCUAUACUCAGAAAUUUGUUGAAGCACCUUUGGCAGUGAUUACAGCCUCAAGUCUUCUUGGGUAUGACGCUACAAGCUUGGCACACUAGAAUUUGGGGAAUUUCUACCAUUCUUCUCUGCAGAUCCUCUCAAGCUCUGUCAGGUUGGAUGGGGACCAUCUCUGCACAGCUAUUUUCAGGUCUCUCGAAAUAUCUUCAAUCGGAUUCAAGUCCGGGCUCUGGCUGGGCCACUCAACGAAAUUCAGCGACUUUUCCCAAAGCCACUCCUGCAUUGUCUUGGCUGUGUGCUUAGGGUUGUUGUCCUGUUGGAAGGUGAAGCUUUGCCCCAGUCUGAAGUCCUCAGCGUUCUGGAGCAGGAUCUCUCUGUACUUUGCUCCAUUCAUCUUCCCCUCGAUCCUGACUAGACUCCCAGUCCCUGCCGCUGAAAAACAUCCCCACAGCAUGAUGCUGCCACCACCAUGCUUCACUGUAGGGAUGGUGCCAGAUUUCCUCCAGAUGUGAUGCUUGGCAUUCAGGCCAAAGAGUUCAAUCUUGGUUUCAUCAGACCAGAGAAUCUUGUUUCUCAUUGUCUGAGAGUCUUUAGGUACCUUUUGGCAAACUCUAAGAGGGCUGUCAUGUGCCAUUUACUGAGGAGUGAUGUCUGUCUGGCCACUCUACCAUAAAGGCCUGAUUGGUGGAGUGCUGCAGAGAUGGUUGUCCUUCAGGAAGGUUCUCCCAUCUCCACAGAGGAACUCUGGAGCUCUGUCAGAGUGAUCAUUGGGUUCUUGGUUACCUCCCUGACCAAGGCCCUUCUCCCCCUCUUCAAGCUCUGUCAAGCUGGUUGUUGCCAUAGAUUUUCAAGCCGAUUUAAGUCAAAACUGUAACUAGGCCACUCAAGAACAUUCAAUGUCAUCUUGGUAAGCAAUUCCAGUGUAUAUUUGGCCUUGUGUUUUAGGUAAUUCCCUUGUGAAAGGUGAAUUUGUGUCCCAGUGUCUCUUGAAAAGCAGACUGAACCAGGUGUUCCUCUAGGAUUUUGCAUGUGCUUUGGUCUAUUUCGUAAAUGUUUUUCCUAAAAAACUAGUCCUUGCCGAUGACAAGCAUACCCAUAGCAUGAUUCAGCCACCACCAUGCUUGAAAAUAUGAAGAGUGAUACUCAGUGAUGUGUUUUGUUAGAUUUGCCCCAAACAUAACACUAUGUAAUUUCUUUCCCAUGUUUUUUGCAGUUUUACCUCAUUGCCUUAUUGCAACGGGAUGCGUGUUUUGGAAUAUGUGUAUUCUAUACGGGCUUCUUUCUUUUCACUCUGUCAUUUAGGUUAGUAUUGUGGAGUAACUACAAUGUUUUUGAUCCAUCCCCAGUUUUCAGCCCAAUCAUAGCCAUUAAACUCUAACUGUUUUAAAGUCCCCAUUGGCCUCAUGGUGAAAUCCCUGAGCAGUUUCCUUCUUCUCCAGCAACUGAGUUAGGAAGGAUGCCUGUAUCUUUGCAGUGAGUCUGUGUAUUGAUACACCAUCUAAAGUGUAAUUAAUAACUUCUGUCUGCCUUUUAAUUUUUACCCAUCUACCAAUAGGUGCCCUUCUUUGCAAGACAUUGGAAAACCUCAAUGGUCUUUCUUGUAAUCUGUGUUUGAAAUUCAUUGCUUGACUCAGGGACCUUACAUAUAAUUGUAUGUGUGGGGUACAGAGAUGUGGUAGUCAUUCAAAAAUCAUGUUAAACACACAGAGUGAGUCCAUGCAACUUAUUAUGUGACUUGUUAAUCAAAUUGUUACUACUGAACUUAUUUAGGCUUGCCAUAACAAAGGGGUUGAAUACUUAUUGACACAAGACAUUUCAGAUUUUCUUUUUUAAUGAAUUUGGAGAAAAAUCAUUAAAUGUAAUUCAAUUUUGACAUUAAUGGGUAUUGUGUGUAGGCCAGUGACACAAAAUUGCAAUUGAAUCCAUUUUAAAUAUAGUCUGUAACACAACAAAAUGUGGAAAAAAUUCAAGUAGUGUGAAUACUUUCUGAAGGCACUGUACAUGUGAUGUUACUUCAUCUCACGAUGCCAGAGAUAGUUUGCAUUGGCUUCACUGGCUAGUAGUUUUCGGCAUUAGGUUAGUGAGGACAUUUGCGAUAACGCUGUUUAAUAUUUUACCUUUUGUAAACCCCUUAAAUUAGGCUUUACCAAUGCUCAACAUAAAUAUAAAUGCAACAUGUAAAGUGUUGGUCCCAUGUUUCAUGAGCUGAAAUAAAAAACAAAAGGAUUAUUUAUCAAAAAUAUAUGUAUAUCCUUGUUAGUGAGUAUUUCUUCUUUGCCAAAAUUAUCCAUCCACCUGACAGGUGUUGCAUAUCAAGAUGCUGAUUAAACAGCAUGAGCAUUACACAGGUUCACCUUGUGCUGUGGACAAUAAAAGGACACUCUAAAAUGUGCAGUUUUAUAACACAACACAAUGCCACAGAUGUCUCAAGUUUUGAGUGUGUGUGUGUUUUGAGUGUGUGCAUAUACUGACAGCAGGAUCUAUCCUCUAUGUUACGUUUAGGUUCUAUUGACAUAGUCUGUCUUAUCAAAUCAAAUCAAAUGUAUUUAUAUAGCCCUUCGUACAUCAGCUGAUAUCUCAAAGUGCUGUACAGAAACCCAGCCUAAAACCCCAAACAGCAAGCAAUGCAGGUGUAGAAGCACGGUGGCUAGGAAAAACUCCCUAGAAAGGCCAAAACCUAGGAAGAAACCUAGAGAGGAACCAGGCUAUGUGGGGUGGCUGUGCCAGGUGGAGAUUAUAACAGAACAUGGCCUGGUUCCAUAGAUGUUCAAAUGUUCAUAAAUGACCAGCAUGGUCGAAUAAUAAUAAGGCAGAACAGUUUAAAUUGAAGCAGCAGCACUGCCAGGUGGACUGGGGACAGCAAGGAGUCAUCAUGUCAGGUAGUCCUGAGCAUGGUCCUCCGAGAGAGAGAAAGAGAGAAUUAGAGAGAGCACACUUAAAUUCACACAGGACACCGAAUAGGACAGGAGAAGUACUCCAGAGAUAUAACAAACUGACCCUAGCCCCCCGACACAUAAACUACUGCAGCAUAAAUACUGGAGGCUGAGAUUAUCAAUUUAUUUCUCAUUAGCUGAAGGAGAUGAUACUUUAUUUGAUUGUAUAUUAUGUGUAUUAUGGCACAUGUAAAUACAAUUUAUUUAGCUCUUAUGGGGAAAAAAAUUGCACUUAUGAAUUGAAAAAUAAGGACAUUGCUAAUGACCGAUAUGUUGACAGACAGACAGAGACAGAUAGACACAAAAUGAAGGUGCCUCGUUGAAUAAAACAUGAGGGGGUGCUUCUACACCUGCAUUGCUUGCUGUUUGGGGUUUUAGGCUGGGUUUCUGUACAGCACUUUGAGAUAUCAGCUGAUGUACGAAGGGCUAUAUAAAUAAAUUUGAUUUGAUUUGAUUUGAGGGGGUGGUAUACACUCAGAGGCCAGUUUAUUAGGUUUGCCGUUCACGAAAAUGCUUCACUCCUACAGACAGUGAGUCACGUGGUCGUGGCUUGCUAUAUAAAGCAGGCAGACGGGCAUUGAGGCAUUCAGUUACUGUUUGAUUGAACAAAAAUAGUGACCUAUGCAACUGAGCAUGAUUUGAUCGUCAGUGCCAGGCGCACCAGUUUCAGUAUCUCAGAAACAGGCUUUUCACGCACAACAGUGUCUAGGGUUUACCGAGAAUGUUGUGACAAACAAAAAAGAUCCAGUCAGCAACAGUCCUGUGGGCAAAAAAGAAUCUUGCAAGCUAACAGGCGGGGCAUAAACAGGCAAAUAAUGGCACAGUAUAACAGUGGUGUGUGUUCAAUCUAAUACUUACAACUCGUAUUAAGUUAAGAUAUUAUACUGAAUGAAAUUAACCAGACUCAGAGGUAAACUUCAUGUCUUUAUUCCAUCACUAUCUGUGUAAUCCCCACAUUCCUUUACUGACGUGGUGACGUCCUAUCUCAGUAUGUCAUGUCAAUACACGACAUCCCUCCUUUACAUGGAUAUGAACGUCAAUGUCACCCUGACAUACACAACAGCACUUAUUCUUUAUCUGUAUAGCAACCUUUAUCUCAUCAAUAAACAACUGAAAUCUG
Oncorhynchus kisutch (coho salmon) is the source of this 7056-nucleotide messenger RNA. RefSeq names its product hyperpolarization activated cyclic nucleotide-gated potassium channel 3 (gene hcn3). Gene Ontology annotation, cellular component: dendrite; axon; membrane. The transcript is spliced from 8 exons. The coding region runs from base 621 to 2549 and encodes 642 amino acids. Gene Ontology annotation, molecular function: voltage-gated potassium channel activity. Lineage: Eukaryota; Metazoa; Chordata; Actinopteri; Salmoniformes; Salmonidae. Gene Ontology annotation, biological process: sodium ion transmembrane transport; potassium ion transmembrane transport; regulation of membrane depolarization. The record is from RefSeq and is a predicted model, not a curated record.